Molecule: messenger RNA, 1146 nt
Organism: Ochotona curzoniae (black-lipped pika)
Lineage: Eukaryota; Metazoa; Chordata; Mammalia; Lagomorpha; Ochotonidae
Product: E3 ubiquitin-protein ligase TRIM31-like
Exons: 7
Coding region: 1-1146 (381 amino acids)
Molecular function (GO): zinc ion binding
Source: RefSeq, a predicted model, not a curated record
AUGGCCAACCAAAAUUUUUCCACUGACCUGCAGCAGGAAGUGACCUGUCCCAUUUGCCUGGACAUUCUACAGGACCCUGUCACCAUUGGUUGUGGGCACAACUUCUGCCAUGUUUGCAUCACUAAGCAUAUGGACGCUUCCAGGGAGUUCUUCAAAUGUCCCCUCUGCAACAGUUCCAUGAAGAAUGACGCAUAUGCUCCCAACUGGCAAUUGGAGAAUCUGGCAAAGAAAAUCGAAUCUCUGGAUCCCUCUGAGAUGCAGCCGAGAGAGGAGCAGCAAAGAUGUCCAACACAUGGAAAGGUGAUACAGUACUACUGUAAGGCAGAUGGGGAACUCCUCUGUGUGGUGUGUCUUGAUUCCAAGGAGCACAAAUUCCAUAAAACCAGCACAGUAGAAGAAGCUGCCCAGCAUCAUCAGGAGCAGAUUUGGAGGCAUUUGGAAGUCUUGGAGCAAAAGGAAAAGGAACUGUUGCAUUCGAAGAUUCAAGGUGAAGACAAGAUCACCAACUUCAUGGACCUGGUGGAGUCUGAGGAGCAACGAAUACACACAGAAUUUAAGCACCACCAGGAGAUACUGGAGGUUGAGAAGAACUUGUCCUUAUCCUACAUCAAGUGGCUGGAGAAAGAGGGUAACAGGGAGUGUAAAUGCUAUAUCAUUGCCACGAGGGCCCAGCUCAGCUUGCUCAAGGAUCUCAAGGAUUUCCUGAAGGCCAAGCAGCAGAUGCAGCCUGUAGAGUUGCUACAGAACAUCAAAGGCACCAUGCACAGGUGUGAAGCGAUGCAAUUUCAGUUUCACAGCCUACCCGUGAUUCCUUUGGAGUUGGAGACAAAAGUCAGUAAGGCAAAGUCUAGACAUGAUUCCAUCAUCAAGAGCCUGUGGAAAUUUGGAGGUGCAGAAAAGGCUUUUGACAAAAUCCAACACUACUUCAUGCUAAAAAGGCUAAAUAAGACUCAGGUGGAGUUUGAGAAGCAACAAAUCCACAAAGAACUCAGGCACCCGCAGCGGAUACUGGAGGAGGAGAACUUCCUUCUGUCCUACAUCAAGUGGCUGGAGGAAGAGGGUGCCAAGGCAUGUGAACACUACAAUGCUGCCACACUGGCACAGCUCAGCUUGCUCAAGGAUCUCGUAGAUGCUCUGAAGACCUAG